This is a messenger RNA of [Candida] anglica, 951 nucleotides long. The record is from the annotation of a GenBank genome assembly. NCBI's taxonomy places the organism in Eukaryota, Fungi, Ascomycota, Pichiomycetes, Serinales, Debaryomycetaceae.
GUGCACUGUGCAAAUAAAUUUUUGUGAUAUGUUUUCAUUUUUUCAAGUUGGUUAUGAAUUUCUUAUCACUAUCUCAUUUUCUUUCAAUCUUUCUUCUUUAUAACUUUCCCUAUUAAAUUUGAUACAAAGAUAUGUUUGCGGCGUAUAAUAGAUUACUUCUUAGAAGACCAAUUGUGACAAAUAUGGUCACCACAGGGUUCCUCUUUGGUGCAGGGGAUUUAUCUGCUCAGGCAUUCUUCCCAUCACAAGAUCAAGCAAAAUUUAAUUUCAAGAGACUUGCAAGAACAAUCAUAUUCGGGGGAGUUGUAUUCGCACCAAUUGGGGUCCGGUGGUACCUGUUAUUAGGUAAGAUCAAUGUAUUCCGGUCAACAUUGGGUAAUUCUCUUGUACGUGUAGCCGCAGAUCAACUUAUCUUUGCUCCAUUCAUAGGUAUUCCAUUAUUCUAUUCAGUGAUGGCUUGCUUUGAAUUAAAUCCAAAUCCUGUACAAGAAGCGCGAACAAAAUUAGAAAAAUACUGGUGGACAACUUUACGGAAUAAUUGGACUGUUUGGCCAGCGUUCCAAUUGAUAAAUUUUGCACUUGUUCCAGCUCAAUUCAAGCUUUUGGCUGUGAAUUUAUUUAGUAUUGGUUGGAACUGUUACUUGAGCUAUUUGUUAAAUCUGUCUACAGGCACUGUUUUAAAAGAAGAGCCAGAUCAAAUCAUGAUGUAAUAAGAUUAUGCAGCAAAUUAAUGAAUUUUUAUAGUGGAAAAACUUAAAAAAUUAGUGCGUAAUUUUGUUCCAGAGCCUAAAAUUUUAGUGAGAUAAAUUGCAGUAAACGCAAAUUAAGUGCUGGAAAUCUGGUGCAAAAUGGUAGCAACAACAUUGAGAGGAGAUUAGAACAAUCUUUACUGUGAUAUAAUAUCCCACUUCAAGGUAAUGAGCCUACUACAGCAUGUUACAUAUAUAGUUC